Molecule: messenger RNA, 1782 nt
Organism: Symbiodinium natans
Lineage: Eukaryota; Dinophyceae; Suessiales; Symbiodiniaceae
Source: the annotation of a GenBank genome assembly
AUGGCCGCCCCGCCAGAGGAGGAGAAGGAAACCCAUGAAGAGAGAGUGGCGUCGUGGCAGCGGAGUCCCGGGACACAGACGCAAAAGGACCUUGAAGCAGCGGCGGAGCUGUUGGAGAGGUGGAGGGCGGCGGAGCCGAGCCCCUCGGCUCCGCCAACGCCCUUGAAGCCAUUAACUACACAGGACAUCGACCAACAUGAAGACUCUUUUGAUUGCCCGGGACAACGUGCACCUGUCCAGGACAAGAAGGCUCAGCUAGGCUCCGCCGCCCUCCACCUGCUGGAGCCCUUCAGCUCACAGGAUGAGUGUUUGCAGGAGCCUCACACCCCUCCACGGAAGAAGCAGCGAGGUCUACGACCAGAACUACAUGUAAGCACCCCACCGCAGCUGAAGCAGUUGACAGUAUCAGCGCAGAAACGCUGGCACAGAGAUCGACUGCAGAGGCUAGAAGACCCGAUCGUCUCCGCCUCCUCAUCGAUAUCACCCUCGAAAGCUCCGUCAGAAGACCCGACCGUCCCCGCCUCCUCGUCGUUGUCUUUGUUUUUGCCCCCGAGAAGCAUGCAUACAUGGGCAGACAGGAGGCCCGUGGGCCAGGUCUGCACCUUACAGACCUUUCCGCCAGAGAUCCGUGAGCACUAUGAAUGGAUCUUCACUAUGCCCAGGUCUUCGCGAGCCUUCAAAGAGCAGGCGACAAAGCUCCGUCAGAUGGACCCCGCCAAAGAGACCGCGCUCCGGCAGUUCCUUGCCACAGGCCCAACGGACGAGCAGCUGCUAGAGAAGUUCAACGACCUUCUUCAGACCGUGGAAAUGGACAUGCGCCUAGCCGUCCAGGCACAGAAUCCGAAGUACUUCCAGCUCGACAAGAAGAAGCUGGCCCGAUUCAGGUAUCUGCACAGCCUCGUAUAUGGGUUCCUGGACGACGCUGAUGUCUUGGUCUACAAAAUCAAGCUGAUCCUAGCAUGGGCAAAGGAGCAGAAUGCUGAGAACGUCUCCGUCCGCACGGACUGGCUGUACAAUGUGCUCGAUACAGCUAGCCGUUACCAGAGCCUGCACCAUGAAACUGGAGCGAAGCUCACCGUUCGAGAACUAGUGGAGGCAAGAUGGGUGGCGGACAUGGGCGUUGUGAAGAUGUGCGAAGAAACCUUCCACAGCAUAGAUGAGUUGAAGCCAUGGAAGCUCGCUGGCUAUUUCACAUCUAGUGGAGAAUCGUCACACGAGGUCUACGAUGACAAGUCGCAGGUCCUGUCCCAGUUCCUUGCACAUGUGCAGCGAGAGUGGCGGCCACAUAAGCAACAAGACAACUAUGUCACCAGGUCGUUUUUCGAGUCAGGGCCACUCUCUCUGAGGCAACUACGAGACAACUUGCGCCGGCACCGGCCAGGCGCGAUUGUGGCAGAAAAGACGACCGCUGAUAUGAACUCCAGUUGGGAAAGGGACACGUGGCGCCUUAUCGCCCAGAUGAGCGAUAAGGACGACGUGUGGUUGAUUUGGUCCGACUCCUUCGGAAACACGUGCUACGUCCGACAGGCAUCCGUGUUGCCCACAAGAGGACAGUUGCCAACUUGGGUCUUCGGCAAAGGAUGGCAUCUAGCCAAGAACUUCCCGGUCAUCUUCUUCAAGCUUUCGCAGCUCCCAGAGGCGACUCGGCAGGUGCUGCUCGACAAAAGUAAGCUGCGUGCAAGGGCUAAGAGCGAGGCCGCACCGAAGGCGGCCGGCAAGGCUACAAGCAAGGCCGCGCCGAAGGCCGGCAAGGCUAAAAGCAAGGCCACGGCGGUGCGCUGA